Messenger RNA from Salvia splendens (bonfire salvia), 931 nucleotides. RefSeq lists its product as uncharacterized. The coding region runs from base 142 to 555 and encodes 137 amino acids. The transcript has 3 exons. The record is from RefSeq and is a predicted model, not a curated record. NCBI's taxonomy places the organism in Eukaryota, Viridiplantae, Streptophyta, Magnoliopsida, Lamiales, Lamiaceae.
UCAUUUCUCUCACUCUCUCUCUCCAAAAAUAUACUCCUUUGAAUUUCACGAAAUUCAGUUAUCUUCAUAAAAUUCAUCACAUGUCACAAAAUUGACGAAAAUGGAUUGUUACGAAAACCUAAUAGCUACGGGGCGGGUUGUAUGUCCCAAGCCUCGUCGCGUUUGCCCCUCCAAUUUCAGCAAUUCCGUGCUGCCCUUGAGAUGUCACUUGCGGUAAGAAAUGGUGCUGAGGCGUUUGAUUCGAGAGCCGGCGCUGAAUUGCUAGAUUUAACCCUUUGUAAGGAGGGCUUCCAAGGUGAAGGGUUUACAACUGUAUCAUCAUCUCCCCCAUUUUUCUUUGGCUCUCCUCCAUGCAGAGCUCAAAAUCCUCUUGCACAAGAUGCCCAUUUCAGGGUUCAAAAGCACAGCCCCUCAGCUUCCUCCCCUUCCGAUUCAGCUUCUCUUCCACCAUCCCAUUCUAGAGUGAAGUUUGGACACAAACAAGCAGCGGUAAGAGUUGAAGGUUUUGAUUGUCAAUCCCGUGUUACUACUAGUGCAUGGCAUAGCAUACUAUAAAUUUUGCAUGUAAAAACUUAGAGAGAGAGAACCACUUGCAAGGGAGUGAAGAUAUAAAAAACUUAGGCUGUUAUAUUCUAGAUUAGGGUAGCUUAAUAAUAAAAUUAGGUGAUCUUGAGGAGUAACCCAUGUUCAGCUGACCAAAAGCAAUAAGUCCGGAACAUUGAAGCCGGGGAGGAAGUUAGAGUUUAAUGCCAUUCUUUUUUUUUGUUUUUGUUUAUGGAGGAAAUAUCGAUUGGGAGUUCCUUCCGUUUAUGCGGGAGAUGCUUUGUAAAGAGUGCUUUUUUGUAAGUAUGGAAAAUAUCAUGUCAAAUAGUUGGAAAUAAUUUUGUUCUUGACAGAAGAAAUGAGAUAUGAAGCUUUGUUGCCCUCUGUA